UUUGAGGAAGAUGGAUGAGUCUCCAGGGCAACUCCCCUUUCUAUCCUCUUGUAUUGAUGAUAACCGAGAGAAAGAGAGAGAGAGAGAGAGAGCGCGAGAGCGAGUGUGAGAGAGAGAGGGCUCUGCGUGUGUGUGUUUAUGUCUCAGUAUGUGACAAACAGAGGCUGAGACACUGAGAGCUUCAGACAAAAAACGCAUCAGGUCUCAGUCAGUUGGACGGCGAGGACCCUACAGCAUCAUCAUCAGGAUAACCGUGGACCACAUUUGGGUGAUUUGUCUCAGAAGGCCACUGCACGGGAUUUAUACGACCAGACCGCGCUCAGUUCACCAUGCAGAGACCGAGCGGUCCAGGCACGGCGUUUUCCAUUGAUUCAUUGAUUGGCACUCCACAGCCCCGUCCGGGCCACCUGCUCUACACGGGCUACCCGAUGUUUAUGCCGUACCGACCGCUUAUGAUUCCACAAGCCCUGUCUCAUUCGUCAUUACCAUCGGGCAUCCCUCCCUUGGCACCGCUGGCAUCGUUCGCGGGGCGCCUGACCAACACUUUUUGCGCGGGGCUGGGGCCGGGAAUGCCCUCCAUGGUGGCGCUCACCACCACCCUACCCAGUUUCUCGGACCCUCCAGAUAGUUUCUAUCCCCCGCAGGAGAUGCCGGGACCACGGUUAAGCGCGGACGGGACGGGGAUGAACCGGCAGGAGAGCCCGCACGACGAACUCAAGGGCUCUGAACUCCUCAAUUUCACGGAAACUUUUCAGGCGGUUGCAGGCGAAACCAAACUCUAUAGUUCAGAUGAUGAGAAACUGGACCUGAAAUCAGCUGAGGCCGCGUGCAGUGACAGGGAGGACAGUUCAGCCGACAGCGAGAACGAAAGCUUCUCCGACGGGAACACCUGCGCUUCUGCGUCCCAGAAAAGCAAACUCAAAGGCGGCUCACAGGACGCGUUACCGCCGGGCAGCUCGGCAGGAAAGAGCCGGAGGAGGCGGACUGCUUUCACUAGCGAACAGCUGCUGGAACUCGAGAAGGAGUUUCACUGUAAGAAGUAUCUGUCCCUCACCGAGCGCUCUCAGAUCGCGCACGCGCUCAAACUCAGCGAGGUCCAGGUCAAAAUCUGGUUCCAGAACCGCAGGGCCAAGUGGAAACGGAUCAAAGCCGGAAACGUCAACAACAGAUCCGGUGAGCCCGUCAGAAACCCCAAAAUCGUGGUGCCCAUUCCCGUGCAUGUCAACAGGUUCACGGUGCGGAGUCAACAUCAACAGAUCGAACCGGGCAGCAGGCCAUGAACUCCUCAAUGAAAAUGACCCUGAACUCCUCAAACGAACAUUUACAUGACCCACGUUCCCACAGGUCAAGGGUCACACACUACAGAUGCAUGAAGCACACCUUAAAGGAGACCAUUCCAGUAUCUAGAAGGAUAUUCAGUGACUUUUAGGUAACACGUUGUCGACUUUCAUCAAUUAAAACACGAGUCCUAUUCAAUGCUUAACGGGUCAUCGGUUUACAUAGUCUACAUUCAGUUCUGAAUAGCCUAUAUGAAUCAAAGUUUAUGAUAUUUGAACGUAGGCUAACACAUGACCUGUUCAGCAUUUAAUAUUUUUGAAAGUUAUUAUAAGGUGUUACCGACUUUUAUAUCUGUUCAAUAUCGACAUUACGUUCAGGUUUGUUCUUUUCCUUCUCUCCUCUAAAAUGUCUUUAUUUUUAAUUUAUUAUUUUGUACAUUUGUAAAUAUUAAAUGUGUCCAUGCGACACAAAUGUGCACUAUACGAGACUGUAAAGAGACAUUUUUUUUUUAAAUAAGUAUUUAUAAGUUGCUGUCCAGUGAGUUUUUGCAUGUUGCCAUUUGUUGUCUAAUUUUCCCGUAUGAUUUUAACGGGCCGUUCUCGUUGUUUCGACCAUUUUUGCAUGUGCUCUUAAAGCAUUUCUGUCCCUUAGAGGCGGAAUAUCCCACAAGUUCUUUGUGAAAAAAAAAACGGUGAUGGAAAUAAAUAAGCUCAAGAACACAAUGACAGAGUGAUAUAUUCCCAUCGACGUCACAAUAAAUGUGCAAUAUGGUUGCAUAAAACUG
Messenger RNA from Cyprinus carpio (common carp), 2062 nucleotides. Its product is annotated as homeobox protein GBX-1. Gene Ontology annotation, cellular component: nucleus. The record is from RefSeq and is a predicted model, not a curated record. Gene Ontology annotation, biological process: regulation of nervous system development; regulation of transcription by RNA polymerase II. Gene Ontology annotation, molecular function: DNA-binding transcription factor activity, RNA polymerase II-specific; RNA polymerase II transcription regulatory region sequence-specific DNA binding. NCBI's taxonomy places the organism in Eukaryota, Metazoa, Chordata, Actinopteri, Cypriniformes, Cyprinidae.